Molecule: messenger RNA, 4233 nt
Organism: Agrilus planipennis (emerald ash borer)
Lineage: Eukaryota; Metazoa; Arthropoda; Insecta; Coleoptera; Buprestidae
Gene: Ptr
Product: patched domain-containing protein 3
Exons: 13
Coding region: 567-3746 (1059 amino acids)
Cellular component (GO): cytoplasmic vesicle membrane; plasma membrane
Source: RefSeq, a predicted model, not a curated record
UGCCGUGGCAAGAGCAAGUGGGGCAACAACACUUGCAGCAACAAUAAUAACAACAACUAGAGAUUUGACUGGCCUCAGUUCUCCACAGUACAUCCACUGCUUUCAUACUGUGCUGUUUCCUUCAGCCUGCAGUCACUUCUUUUCUGUUAUCGUGGUAGACUGCUGAAGACUGAAGAAGUGUUUUUCGGUUCGGUCGUGUGGCAGUCUGACUUUCGAUCGUCUUCAUUUGUCUGUCGUUCAACAAUCGUCUAUCAGCACUAGGAAUUGUUACAUUACAUUACCUGGUCGAAUUUUUCGGGGACUUUUUUCGUGAAUUCGGUCGUGGUAGUCCCAUGAGGGAAGAAUAGCCUUCACCCUUGAAGUACAUACAUUAGUAACUUCAGUUGUGCUUACUAAAUAAAUCGGUACGGUACGGUGUUCUCGAAGGGACAAACUUUUCGCAUUUCGAAAAUGUUUUCGAAAAUUAGGUGACAAGUUCUUUAAAUAGUUUCAAGUGUUCAUAUUUUCAACGAAAUUCGAUUUCAGUGAGUGUGGUUCCUAGUCAUCUGUGAUUUAUUAUUGUCAAAAUGAAGAUGGGAUUAAGGAUAGUAGACGACCUAUUAAACAAAUCGUUCUACAGGCUGGGACGGAUAGUGGGUCAUUAUCCGGGAUAUUUCAUAAUAGUACCGGUUCUAUUAACCCUCUUGGCUGUGACCGGUUACCAAAAGCUGAAUAAUAACAUUGACCCCGAAUACCUGUUCAGUCCGAUUAACGGGGCAGGGAAAAUCGAAAGGGCCACCGUCGAGAACUUUUUCAAAAUGAACUACACGAACAGGUUUAGUGUCGCCAGGAUCACGAGAGCAGGACGAUUUGGGCGUGUUAUUGUGACGGCCAAUGAUGGAGAUCGGAACAUGUUAAGGGUUAAUGUCUGGAAGGAACUUCGGCUAUUAGACGACAUCAUUAGGAACAUAACUGUUUACGCCGAUGACGAAUAUUUCAGAUACGAAGAUAUAUGCGCCCGUUGGAUGGACGAAUGUUUUAAAAACGACAUACUUAACCUGGACGUUAUCAUGAACCAGGUUGAAUCGGGCGAGUUAAAUUUAACUUUUCCUCUGAUGUUGAAUCCGUUCACAUGGGAAAUCCACGCGUUUCCAGUUUUCUUCGGUGGAACUGAAGUGAGCGAAGACAAUUUCAUUGUAAGCGUCCCAUCUGUGCAGCUUGUUUAUUUCGGAAAUGCGGACUCAACUAAACGAGAUAGACAGGGGAAGGCAUGGGAGGACGCAUUUUUGGACACCGUCGGGAAAGCGCAAGAUGAUGGCGUUUUCAAACAUAUUCGAAUUGCCCGAUUUGCUUCCAGAACAUUGGACGUCGAAAUGGAAAGAAAUACGAGAACUGUCAUUCCUUAUUUUACGUCAACAUUUCUUGUGAUGGCCGUUUUUUCAAUAGUUACCUGCAUGAUGACCGAUUGGGUUCGGUCGAAACCUUGGCUAGGACUUCUGGGCAACAUCAGCGCCCUUAUGGCAACGGCAUCUGGUUUUGGAACCUGCAUGUAUUUAGGUGUGGAUUUUAUUGGAUUAAAUUUGGCCGCACCGUUUCUCAUGAUAGCGAUUGGAAUCGAUGAUACUUUCGUAAUGUUGGCAGCGUGGAGGAGAACAUCGAUAAAAGAUCCAGUUCCGGAAAGAAUGGCAAAAAUGUUGAGUGAAGCGGCUGUUUCUAUUACGAUUACAUCAGUCACUGACGUAUUAAGUUUUAUCAUCGGGACACUUAAUCCUUUUCCAUCAAUCCAAAUAUUCUGCAUAUACUCCUGUGCAGCAGCAAUUUUCACCUUCGUAUGGCACCUGACGUUCUUUGCAGCUUGCAUGGCCAUCUCGGGUUAUUGUGAACAGAAAAAUUUACAUUCUGUCGUCUGCGUGAAAGUAGAACCCGUUUCAAAGUCCCGUAAGGUAGAACGAAAUUGGUUCUACAGAGCUUUCUGCACUGGCGGCGUCGCUUUUGAUGACAUCGAUAACCCGGAAGACAAUAAAGAAAACGGAAUAAUGGCUUUCUUCCGCGAUUAUUUUGCAGUCUUUUUAAAUAAUAGUUGCGUAAAAAUAAUAGUUAUUGUUGUGUUUGGUUUAUACCUGUUAGGAGCCGGUUAUGGAGUGACCAAAAUAGAAGAAGGGUUGGAAAGAAGAAAAGUUGCAAAGAGUGAUUCGUAUGCAAUCGAAUUUUUCGAUCGAGAAGACGAUUAUUUUAGAGAAUUUCCAUACAGGAUUCAAGUUGUCGUUAGCGGAGAAUACGAUUACUGGGACCCAAAAAUUCAAGAAGGAAUCGAAAACUUGACCCAAACAUUUGAGAACACCUCGUAUAUUUCUGGUGGUUUGUACACGGAAUCCUGGUUGAGAAGUUUCAUUCAAUACGCCCGCGAAAACGAAGAAUUUUUGAAUACAACGAUAAAAACGAAAGAAGGAUUUAUGAAAACACUGAAAGAGUUUUGGUUGGUUCCGUCCAGUUCUUUCUCUCUCGAUGUGAAAUUUAAUGAGGUAGGCGAUAAAAUAAUCGCCAUGCGCUUCCUGAUACAAGCAGUCAACAUUUCCGGGACAGAACAUGAAAGACAAAUGGUUGGAGAUCUUCGAAAAAUUUCUAGAGAGUCAAAUUUCAACGUCAGCGUCUUUCAUCCAUAUUUUGUUUACUUUGAUCAGUUUGAGUUAGUAAAGCCAAUGUCGAUACAGAAUAUGUUGGUGGGAGGUCUCGUUAUGAUGCUUGUCUCUUUCAUCUUCAUUCCAAACGUUCUCUGUUCAAUUUGGGUGGCCCUCAGCAUUAUUUCGAUAGAGACAGGAGUUGUAGGCUACAUGGCACUUUGGAGCGUUAAUUUGGAUUCCAUCUCAAUGAUCAACCUCAUAAUGUGCAUAGGAUUUAGUGUGGACUUCACUGCCCAUAUUUGCUACGCUUACAUGUCUUCAGAAUGCAAAAGACCAGCGGAUAAAAUGAAAGAAGCUUUAUAUGCAUUGGGUCUUCCGAUAUUCCAAGGAGCGUUCAGCACAAUUCUCGGAAUGGCGAUGCUUUUGUUCCCAGGGAGUUACAUUUUUGACGUUUUCUUCAAAAUGGUGUUCCUGGUCGUAUUCUUCGGAGCUAUGCACGGACUUUUCCUUCUGCCAGUUCUCUUGUCACUCUUUGGACCUGGAUCAUGCACCAAUCAUGACAAAGAGGAAAAGGAAAUGCAGUUAUCGUCAGUGGAGAAAUCGUUUCCUCAUCCUUAUUGUAUCCCUCAUCCCCAAUUCACGUUGAAUGGGACCCAUUUGGGAAGCACGUUCAAACAGCAUCAGAUCAUGAACAUGGAAAAGCCACCCAAUAAACAUUUUUUAGACAUUGAAAGAGACCUGGGAUUGGGAACGUCGGAAGAAAACUCGAGCGAGUCCGGCUCAAAUCAAUCAAAUAAACAAGUGGUUGACAACGACACUCUCCAGAAAAGAGACAAGAGCAACUGGAAAGAAAAUUUUCAUUUGGCAACGAGAAAUAACGAUUUCCAAACGCCAAGAACACCAAUAGAUUUAUUCGGCGCCCCGAGCGAAAAAGACUGCCAGAAUAUUUCUUACACACGGAGACGUUCCAUCGAAAAUUGGGAAGCAGCGGAAGAAAGUUCGCCAGAUUAUAGUGCGAGUAACAACAGGAAGUACAUCCCCCAAGAGAGACAAAGAUCGAAUCAGCGGAGACGACCUCUAGGAAGAUCUUAUUCCCAUCAUCACCUCCAAUAUCCCAAGUAUAUCCAAGAACUUCGGUUUCCAUAGUGUUGUGUUAAACAAGACAGAAUUUUGAUAGUUAUAAAAUAAAAACUUAGUGCAUCCAAGACAUUAUCAUCAGUUGAUGAUCUUUCUCUAGAAAAAAUAGAAAAGUUUUUCAGUUGUGGGUAAACUCUUCGUAGUAUUUCCCAGGCGAAAACUCACUUUUCCACUGCCGAAAAUGAGAAGGUGAUAAACAUUAAAACAACUCGUAAUGUACAUAUGAAAAAAGGGUGAAGUUAUUGUUAUGUAUGCAGACGAAACGGGUUUUUUAAACAACUAUUUGUAUAUCCUUAUUUAAGGACAGGAUUGAUUUUCAGCGUGCAACGAUGAUAAUGUUGUGAACAGAAUUUAUUUGCUCAAUUAGACGAAGUAUCAAUCACCAAAGUGCUUUUGACGAAAACGAACGCGAAAUACGUUUAUGAGACGCUGAAACUAUUUUUUAAUAAAAAUAACAAUUUCUUUGAAAAUAUUUACAAUAAACGGUUUGACGACA